GGAAGGUGUGGAUUAAAUGUGGAAAGUGUAAAUUUUGACACUUUCAGUGGUGUCAAACCUCUGGAUCACCCACUUUUUUCCUCAAUUGCGAUUUUACCAAUUUUCCAGGCAGCAUUUUCGAUCGGUGCAGUGCAAAUAGUGUCGGUGAAGUAGUUGCGUGAUAAUCCGCGAGCUAAAAUGUUCUAAAGUGCGUGCAGUGGAUUGUCUGAGAAGUUUGGGCGUGUUGUGUGGAAGAAAUAUGGAGCAGCCGAGUAGUCCGUGUUGCAGGAAUAGCUGUGAGAAAAAAGCAAAAAAGUCUCCAUUUACGCUGCAAAUGAAAUGAAAAUUGGAUGCACAUCUCUUUUCCAUCAGCUACCCAAGCAAUUUCACACCAUAAGAGAAACGAAGGCACAAUAGACAAACAGCCGUCCGUGUGUUGGUGAUUUGCUGUAAAGACGCAAGAGACAAGGCUUAAAGGGAGGGCAGAGAAGGCAGAAGAGUGAGAGAGGCGUAAAAAGAAUUGUGUGGAGACAACGUCAAAGAAUCUGGAAUCAUCCGGAAGUGGAAUUGUUUGACAAACGGAGUGAUUCUUCUUCAAAUUGGAGAGAGUUUGGGACGUUAAGACUGAAGGGGAGCGUGUGACUGACACGGCUGCGAUAUAGAUAGUUCUUCUCUUAUUAUAUUUGAGUUUUGCACAAAAAGGGGUAACAAUAAAAGGCCGCCAACCUGGAACUGAUGGAAUUAGAGAAUAUUGUGGCCAAUACGGUCUAUCUGAAAGCCAGAGAAGGUGGCUCAGACAGCAACAAAGGAAAGAGCAAAAAAUGGCGAAAGAUCCUUCAAUUCCCACACAUAUCACAAUGUAUUCAACUCAAGGCAAAAAUUGAUGUGAGUUACAAUUACGUCAUAGAUCAGCAACCGAUUGGCCGAAUUCUCUUUCGAUCAUUCUGCGAACACAAACGUCCACUCUACUUCAGAUACAUCGCAUUCUUGGAUUCUGUAGUCAGAUAUGAAGUGGAGUACGAUGAACAUCGGACGGAAAUAGCUAAGGAGAUUGGUAAGCGUUUUCUGGGGAUUAAUUUGGAGGAUGAGGCCAAUGGGGGAUCACAGCAGCCGGUGCCUUCGGUUACGGAGGCAUCGGAUACUGCCCCUGAAAUUGGUGAGUGCAAAAGUGUACCGGAUGAGGAGGAACAGGUGCAGAUUGUGUUGGAUGUUGCCCCAGAGUGCAUAGAUGGGAAUCAAAUGCCAAAGACUGAGUGUGACAAGGAGGAACUUGUUCUCGAUGUCCUCAAUGUCGACCUCAUUUUGUCCGUGCGGGAAAAGAUCAAUAGCGCCAGUAAAGAGUUAUUUGAACCCUGUGUGACGGCCGUCAAGGCAUUUCUGGCUGGUGAACCGUUCCGGGAAUUUGAAAAUUCAAUGUACUUCCACAGAUUUCUCCAGUGGAAGUGGCUCGAGGCUCAACCAGUCACCUAUAAAACCUUUCGGAUGUACCGUGUUCUGGGAAAAGGAGGAUUUGGCGAAGUGUGUGCAUGUCAAGUUCGUGCAACUGGAAAGAUGUACGCUUGCAAGAAGUUGGAGAAGAAGAGAAUAAAGAAGCGCAAAGGUGAAAGUAUGGUGUUGAUUGAGAAGCAAAUUUUGCAGAAAAUCAAUUCGCGCUUUGUCGUCAAUCUGGCUUAUGCUUAUGAGACGAAGGAUGCUCUAUGUCUCGUUCUUACCAUUAUGAACGGUGGUGACUUAAAGUUUCACAUCUACAACAUGGGCGGUGAGCCGGGAUUUGAACUUCUUCGGGCAAGAUUUUAUGCUGCUGAAGUUGUUUGUGGUUUGGAGCAUCUGCAUCAGCAGGGUAUUGUGUACCGUGAUUGCAAGCCGGAGAAUAUCCUGCUUGAUGAUCAUGGGCAUGUGAGAAUCUCUGAUUUGGGCCUGGCUGUGGAAAUUCCUGAGGGGGAAAUGGUGAGGGGGCGCGUGGGAACGGUGGGUUAUAUGGCGCCUGAGGUGAUAGACAACGAUAAGUACGCAUUUUCGCCGGAUUGGUUUAGUUUUGGGUGCUUGCUCUACGAAAUGAUCGAGGGACAGGCUCCGUUUAGGGCGCGCAAGGAGAAAGUGAAGCGAGAGGAGGUUGAUAGGAGAGUUAAAGAGGACGCUGAAAAAUACUCGCAUAAAUUUAGUGAUGAUGCGAAAUCCUUAUGCCAACAAUUACUUAUGAAAUCUGUGAAGGCACGUCUGGGCUGCCGCAAUGGUCGAUAUGGUGCGCGAGAAGUGAAAUUGCAUCCCUUCUUCAACAUAAUCAACUGGAAGCGUCUGGAGGCGGGAAUGGUCGAUCCGCCUUUUGUGCCUGAUCCACAUGCUGUUUAUGCCAAAGAUGUGCUUGACAUUGAGCAAUUUUCCACGGUAAAGGGUGUGAAUAUUGAUGCAUCCGAUGAGAAUUUCUACACAAAAUUCAACACUGGCUCCGUGCCCAUUUCGUGGCAAAAUGAGAUGAUUGAGACAGAAUGUUUUAGGGAGUUGAAUGUCUUUGCACCAAAUGAAAAUCCCACACCAGAUUUACUCCUCAAUGCACCACCCACUGUUGAGAAGUCCAGUUGUUUUCCAUUCAGGAGAAAGAAGAAGCAACCACCAAGAACACAGCCAAUUCCUAUACCGGAGCACCUUCUCUUGCCUAGUCAGAGCUGAUAGCGCAAUCGUUUGUCACGUCGAUGGAAGAUUUGUGAGAAAUCACAAGUACAUUCAGCUGGUGAUGUGAUGAGAGAUGAAGAUGGUGGCGUGAGUGAGGUAUGGAGUUCAGCUACGACUCCACAAUCAGACAGUCACUCACAUUUGUUGUUCGACAGGAUGAAAGUGCAUAAGAUGAGAACACGUGUGAGUUCUUUUGUAAAGGCAUCCCAUUGUAUAACACUGACAGCAUCAAAUAGUAACUCCUGGCCGCGUUCUUCCUCCCAAUCAUCGUCCCUGACACGUGUCACUGUGGACAAUGCAAUACUGUUCAAUUCUAAAAUAUUUCCAGUACAAAAGGAAUUAAUUUACUGUUACUACUACUAUGAAACUAGUAUUUAAAAAAAAAAGAAAAAAAAACGGUGAAGAAAUGAAAAAAAAAAUGGAGAAAAGAACUGAAGAAAUCAGAUGAAAUUCUGACGAGUUCUUACACAAGAAGAACAAGAUGAAAAAAAAAUCUGCUGUUGUUCCAAGCACACGUCUCCUUCAUUCAUCUCAAACAUCAUCAUCUCAUUCAUCAUUCAAUGUGACUGUUUCAUUGUCGGUAAGAUUCUUUUAGUUUUAUCGCUUAUAACAUUAUUUUAGGAUAUUUUUUUAAGGGUGCAGAUUAAAAUGAAAGGAAAUAUUGUGAAUUAGUUUUUUUUGUAAUUUUUGGGAAUAAUCUGACGUGAUUUCUUUUUUUUUGGAGGGAAAUAUGGGAUACAAAAAUUGGGAAUUUUUCUUAGGAGAAAUCGAAAAAAGAAAUAUUAGGAAUUUUUUUUGUAGAAAAGUCCAAUUGGACAAUCCUUUUAAAAAAAAAUGUAGGUUCUCCUUUUUAGAUAGGAAAGUCAUUCAUACCUGUUACUGUAGAUUUUAUGAUAGGAAAAAAAAAUUGAUUUGUAUAAAAAUGAGUCUCAUUUAGAGCUCCAAAGAAAAUGCUACUAACUCAUGCUGAAAUUACUGAAUCAAUUGGCUCUUUUAGUAAGUCAAGUGAUUGAGUAAAUUUUGUACGAGGCAGUGCAACUAAAAGUUUCUAAAAAAAAUAUUAAGCCAAUUUUUACAAAGCGCAAAAGAAUGAAAAUAAAUGACACAAGUGGGUUUUAUAAAAGUUUUCCUUCGGGAAAAUAAAUCUUUAUACUUGGAACUUAUAUUUUAACCUGAAAUUUUUGAAGCUUCUUAUUUUGCAGGAAAAUCGUAGUGGAUUUUAUAAUUAAGCCCCACCUAUUAGUACAUCAAGCCACGCCCCCUUUUGAAAUAAUUUUCUAACUCUCGAACAAAACAAAAAUUGUUUUGACACAAACGAGUUUGUUAGUCUUCGAAUUGUCAAACUUUUGACAGUACGAAAGUUAACAAUUUGACAAAUCGAAGAUUGUCAAUGAUUUUUAAAUUCUUCUACUUCAACGUCCUUUUUUUAUGAUUUCUUUUGAAUUUCUCAGUGAAUUUCUGAGAUUUGGCAAAAAUUUGUCAAAAGGAGAUUAUUUCGAUGAUGAAAAUCACAAAAGUUUUGUUAAUCAAUUUACCAAUCGCCAAAGGAAAUCAAUUUUGAUACAUAAGUCUAUUAACAUUUUAAAGAAUAUCGAACUUUUCACAAGCAAGAUUUGAAAAGUAUCUCAGAACUUCGGUAUUAAAAAUAACAAAAGUUUGUUACACAUUAAAAAAAUGUGUAAAAUUUUACUACUAUAAUAGUGCAAAAUCGACCAUUUUAUUUGUUUAGUAAUUUAAAAAUGUUUAAAAAUACACAACAUUUUGGUAAUUUAUUGUCACGUUAUUGAAAAUUACCACUAUUAUAGUUGAAAAAUUUUCAACAAUGUUGUUUAAUUUGAAAAUGUGUAAAAUUUUAACACUAUAAUAGUGUGAAAUCGGAUAAAUUAAUUAUUUAAUUGCGAUCUGUGUGAAAUUUCUCACUGUUAUAAUCAUAAAAAUUUUUCAACAAUGUUUCGUGAUUUAAAACUGUUUGACAAAUUCUGAAAAUUACCACUAGUAUGAUUACAGUUUUUCACAUUAUUAUAGUGUGAAAAAAUACACAACUUUAUGGUAUUUUUUUGUCACAUGAUCAAAAAUUAGCACUAUUAUAGUUUGAUCAUAAUUUUUAACACUAUUAUAGUGUGAAGCCUUGUGUAUUUCAACCAAAUUUGUUGAAUUUUUAAGCAAAAGUUGUUGAAUUUUGAGACAAAAGUUGUUGAAUUUUUAAACAAAAGUUGUGUAAAAAAUUGUUGAAUUUCCAAUUAAGACUUAUACUUCAGUCGAGAUGCUUUUCAUUGGGCAAAAGUCAUAUAGAACAUCAAAUCAUUUAUAUGCAUAAUAUGUAUAUCGUGAAGAUUCGAGCAUCAAAUGUAAUCAUUUCGAAUUAGGGGUAUACCGAUUACAGGACAAACCAAUUAAAAUGUCUAAAAAGGCAAAAAAAUCAAAAUCUUCGAAAUGAAAAGAAUCAACAAUCAACAGAAUUCAACAAUUUUUGAAUUUACACAAAAAUUCAACAAUUUUUAAAUUCAACAAUUUUAAAUUAAACACUUUUUCCAAAUUUAACACUAUAAUAGUGUUAAGUUUUUUUUACUGUGUAAUUCAUUGCAUCAACUUACUAUUUAGUCGAAAGUAGUUCAAUUUUGUAAAACAAGUUUGCUAUUUUUAAAAUUAUGAAUUUUUCGACUAAGAAUGCAAAUGUUUGUCGAAUUAGGGCAGAAUCACAUUGACAGUAAAAUGCUCACCGUAUUUCGUUAAUUUAUGCAUUUUCAUUGCAAUUCUUACGCAAAUUCUCGAUUACCGUAUUACCUUAUCUCAUACUCGGUGGCACUAGGUGAAAAUAAUAUAAGAAAAUUGAAAAAAUAAAACGAAAAUGCGGUAAACGGUGAGCGAAAAAAAAACUGUACGAUUAAUUGGAAAAAUUCGAAAAUCUAUUUGAAGAUCCAAAAAAGAGACUUUCUUAUUUCUUAAUACAGUGCUGUCUCUCUAUAUGCACACUCUCUAUAUGCACAGCUUUUGUGUCGGUUGCAUUCAAAAUCAAUUUGUUUACAUUUUGACAAAGUAAUAAAGAAAAUUAUUUUCUUGGUAACUAAUUUUUCUUGUUUUUAAUUUACUUAAUUUUAUUUUUUCUGUCUCAUAUUAUAUUUAAAAUAACACGGGAAAUUCUAGAACAAUAAAAAAAAAUAUAAUUUAUUAAAAGAAAGAAAAAAACCGUUAGGAUUUUCAAAAAAAGUUGUGCAUAUUCAGAGAGAGAACUGUCAAAAAAAGUACCCAAACUGUGCAUAUAACGAGACAGCACUGUACUUUCGCAAGGUAGCGGAAGUUAGAUCCUGUUCGAAUUUCGAAGUGUUCAAGUGUCAAAAUGUGACGGUCAUCACAUUGUUGUGAGGAAAACAGCAGAACAACGACGUUUACUGUUCUUGCCUCAGUAUUUAAUCACUCCAUAAGCAGUGAGUAACUUUUUUGCCAGCUUUUUAGUGUGUUAUUUGAUAAAUUUUCCCCACCUUGUUCGAAAAUUUAGUAUGAAAAUUCGAAAUCGAAUUUGAAUUCUUCGAACUUCAACGACUUUUUGUGCAAAUAGAGUCCCAUUUACCUUUUAUCCAAGACACUAUUGGAGAAUCCAAAUCUACUUCUGUUUGAGCCCAACUCCCUCCUUCCUCUCCAAAAUCAUGUUUUAUUGGUUUAUUUCGAAAACGACUCCUACGAUUUAUUUCAUUUUCGAAUAUGUUUUGGAGCUAGUCAGCACGAAUAUUUCGUCCUUACACACCUAUGUUCCAAAAAUAUUUCGAUAUCGAAUUUUCGAAGAUCAAAGUUUAACCACUUUGGAGGGCAUAUUUUUCAAGGGAUUUGCUUAAAUUUAUAUAUAUAUUUUUAAAAGACCUUGUAAUUUUCAACACUACUACAUCGAAAUAGUUCGGUCAUGUGUCGGUAUAGUUCCCAUAAGUGAUGUUAUCUUUCUAAAAAAAAUCAAAAAUAUGUUUUAUUUGUUCGAAAGCUUGUGACACGGGUAGAGGCUAAACGGUAAGAGAUAUCGACUUCUUAUCUUCGACGGCCUCACCAUAAGUCAAUAUUAUCUAGGGCAGUCUUUAUGCCCCUACCCCCUUCCGUUCCCUCCAAAACCAUGUUCUCUUGGUUUAUUUCGGAAACGGCUCCUACGAUUUCUUUCAUUUUCAAAUAUGUUUUGGAGCUAGUCAGGAGGAAUAUUUCGUCCUUGGACAACUACGUUCGAAAAAUAUUUCGAUAUCGAAUUUUCGAAGGUCAAAGUUUUACCACUUUGGAGGGCCUAUUUUCAAUCGAUUUGCUUGAAUUUGGAAUUUUUUGAGAGGUCUUGAAAUUUCCAAUCCGGCUGCAUCGGCGGACUUAAUUGGUCAUGAGACGUUAUUCAUGCUAAAGUAUUCUAAAUCUUACACUUUUAAAGCAAUUUCUUAUUUUGGAAUGGGUUUUUUGUAAUUCGUCAAUCAAUUUAAUCGGUAGUGAAGCGGUGCGUUCCCAAAAAACAUGCGAAAAGAUAAUACAAGGAUGGUUCUUUCUCGAGAGUUCGAGCACUCUGUAAAGCUGGAACGCUUUUCCAUCUCUUUUUAACUCAAUUGUCAAAAGUGUCAUAGAACUUUUUUUUUUAAGAAUUAUCACAGUCGGAGUACGCUAAAAUCUGGACAGCGCUAAAAGCUGGACAGCGCUAAAAGUUGGACCAUGAAGGGUGGUUUCAGCAUACAAAUUUAUAUAAAGUAGAGCUGUUCCUUAAGUGUUCGCCUUUCCAAAUUUUACUCUAGCGACAAAAACCCGUAGAGGUAAUGUGUUAUUGUAGAAGUGUCGUAAGGGCGUGACCUAUUUUAUUAUUUUUUCAAACUGAGUUUUUGACUGAAAUAUCAGGAAUAGUUGAUCUGAGUGGACAAAUGACGUAUUUAAAAAUUCGUAAUCCUAUUAUUUUAUUUACUGAAGGGGCGUGGCUUAUAAUUUUUAGAGGGUGGAGCUUAUUUAGACAUUAUUACUAUUUUCCUGGAUAUAGUUAGGCUCUAAUUUUCUCCGAAUACUUCCUCCUUUCUUCUGUACAUAAAUAAUCUGUAAAGCUUUCUUUAUUUUUUAUUUUAUUUUUCAAAUAAUUUAAAUGCCGAAAUUUUGAAGAAUCUUAAACUGUAGAUAAAAUGCAACAGAAUCACACAAAAAAAAAUUGAGACUUGGGACCUUUUUCUUUGUUGUAAAUGAAAUUUGCCAAUAUUUUUUUUUCCUGUAAAUUAAUUUGUAAAUCAUGGGACGGUGAUACUUAAGAAAAAAAUAGUGCAUUUUAUUUGCGUUCAAUAUCGAUGGUGAUACAACAGGAUUUAUCUCUUAUUUGUUUUCUUUGAUAAUUUUACAAGAUAAUUAGUAGAACUUUUUUUUUAUAUAGCGGUCAGAGGAAUAAUGGUUAUUAAAUUAAAUAAAUAAAUAAAAAAAGAAACUUAAACACAAAAAAAACACGGAAUUACUUAAGAAAAGCGUCCUUACGUUUCAUAAAAAAACACAUAAUGGCCACUGAUAGCUUUUAAAAUAAAAAUAAAAGGAAAAUAAAAAAAAACUUAACAAUAGAGACACUAAAUAAGAAACAUAUUUAAGGAUGAUAAAGUUAAAAGAAUAAAUAAAUAAAUGAAGGAAAAAAAAAAGAAAUACACAUUGUAAAUCACUAAAC
Messenger RNA from Phlebotomus papatasi, 8287 nucleotides. RefSeq names its product G protein-coupled receptor kinase 2 (gene Gprk2). Bases 715 to 2646 code for a protein of 643 amino acids. Gene Ontology annotation, molecular function: ATP binding; G protein-coupled receptor kinase activity. The transcript is spliced from 11 exons. Gene Ontology annotation, cellular component: cytoplasm. Gene Ontology annotation, biological process: protein phosphorylation; regulation of signal transduction; signal transduction. Lineage: Eukaryota; Metazoa; Arthropoda; Insecta; Diptera; Psychodidae. The record is from RefSeq and is a predicted model, not a curated record.